Messenger RNA from Prorocentrum cordatum, 440 nucleotides. The record is from the annotation of a GenBank genome assembly. NCBI's taxonomy places the organism in Eukaryota, Dinophyceae, Prorocentrales, Prorocentraceae.
AGCGGGGCCCGUCCCCCCAAGACAGCGGCCGCUGUCUGCCGCGCCGCCAAGCCUCGGGCGAGCAGGUCCGCGCCGGGCUGCAGGUGCCAUGCAGUAUCCGUCCGGGGGCGCGAAGAAGGAUGCUGGUGGGAACAUCACCGGCAAAUUCGACCCGACGGCGCUCGAACGGGGUGCCAAGGCGCUGAAGGAGCUGGACAGCUCGCCCAACGCCGCGAAAGCCUUCGAGGUGACGAAGCUGGCGGAGCAGACGAAGCAGAAGGAGCUGCAGGCGCAGAUCGAGCAGCAGCAGGCGCAGCGCACGCAGGCGCAGCUCCAGAGGAGCCAGCUCGAUGCCGAGGAGAAGCGGAAGACCAUCUCCCACCAGAACGAGCAGGAAAGAAGGACGGCCGAGUACAAGGCUCGGCUAGACAGCGAGCUGUACCAGAGCAAGCUCGAGGACC